GCUGAUUAUAGAUAGAUGAACAAGAAACAGCUUGCUCCAAAUCAAGACUUAGGGUAUGAUAACGCCUUACAGAAGAUCACGAUUAACUCAAAAGCCAUUGUUAACCAUCACACCAUCAAAAAUAAAAAUAGCAGUGGAUCUAGAGUCCAUUUCAUCAAUCUAAAUUCCAAUGCAAGAACUGGUGAUACUUUCUCGGAUAACCAUAACUCAGAGAGCAAAACUCAGAAGUCCAUUCUUGAAAAGACUCCAGAGAAUACCUUUAAGUCUCCUGAAAAAGAUAAUUCAUUCAGGAAAUAGCUUGCAAUUUUCAGAGAAAAAACGUAAUUCUUUAGAGAAAAAUGAGGUAAUGAUAGCCAAGUUAGACGGAAAAUCACUAGUAAGAGAAGGAAAAGUUUGAAAUAAGAAAACCAACCCAUCUCUGAAGGUCUUUGAAAUGAAUCCAAAGAAUCUGCUUAAUAGCCAUCAAGAACCAGUUAGGAAGGAUUACCAGAUACAUUCUAUCAGCAAGCGAUAUAAGAUGUCAAUUCAGAAGUAUUCUAAACCAAAAGAAUCAGGUUUCAAAAAUAGGGAUAUUUUUAAACAUAAAAGAAGAAGUCUUCAUGAUCUCUCUCCCGACAAGCUCCAGAACAGGUUUGAUAAACAAAAAGAUGACUCGAUGCACGGGAGCAAACGCAACAGUGAUCUAGAUAUCAUCAAGAGCAAGACCAACAACAGGAGUUCUGUUAGAACUCUGUCGAUGCCUGCUGAAAAAGCUGAAGGAAAUAAGUGUAUCUUGAACUUAUUUCUCAAUAAAGAAGGUACGAAACGGCAGAAAACCACAAGGCCUUCUACUAAUAUUUUUAAGGGGAGAUCUCCCUCUGUGAAGAAGCAGGAGAUCAUCCAGCCUAAAUACGAGUAUGUGCCAUCCUUAUCAAAAAGAAUAAGUUCUCAAGAUUAUUACCAAAUGGAAGAAGAAAAUUUAGAGAUGCUUGAUAAAGGCCUAAAAUCCUCAAAUGGAGUCACCUCUUAUUUCGGAAUUGAUGUCAAUUCCUUGGGAGUCAGGCCAGGUACUCAGAUUACAAUUAGACCAAAAGAAAAUAUGAGAAAAUCAAAGAAAAUAUCAAAGCAAAAGGAUGAGGGAAAGAGACAGAGCGAUUCACCAACAAAUAAUAGGAUUCAUAAUCAACCAGGGAUUCCUGGAUCUAAUCAAGUUAUAGACUCCUCUAAUAAUGAUCUUUUCCUGACAUCCAGAAGGCUUGAGCCUAACGAUAUGAGGAUCCAGACUAUAAAGUUACGAAACAACAGUCCAAAUAGAACAAGUAAAACUCUUCUGUUGAGAAUCAACAACUCAGACUUGAACAACAAGAAUAAAUAAGAAAAAUGAAGUAGAUGAGAACAAAGGAGAAUUCCCUGAAGACCCCACUUAUGCUUUCAAUGAGAACGAGUUUGCUAAGGCCACAAUAGAGUAUUCCAAGGAUAAUGGAGGACCUAAGAACAACGAUUUAGACAAAGAUAGCGACCAGAAGUACUCAUAUGAAGAGACUAAAGUUUUAAACUCAAUCCAGAACAAUUUUGAGAAGAAAAUGGGAGGUUUCCUUACCAAACCUGAUGAAUCAAGGGUGAUUAAAAAUUCCUUCAUGUCACGAGAAGACAGUGAGCAACAAGAGCCUGAUAUAUUCCAAGAAUCUGGAGAUCUUGGGAAUAAUAGAAAGGUACAGAUCAGGGAAGAUAGCCUGAAUAUUAAUAUUUCAGGCCAAACUGGUCGGAAGAGUGAUAUCCACAAGAUAAAGCAGUAUAUUGCUGAGAGUAAAGAGAAGGCUGGCCUCUCUAAUGUUAAGACAAAGAACUUGACUAAGAGAAUAAAGAAGAACCUUGGGCCAAAAUUAACUAAAUAAAUUGUUGUAUAAUGAGGAAUACGUGCAGAUUUUGAAGUCUCGGGCUGUAAUAAGAAAACAUACGAGAAUUCAUACUGAUAAAGGGACUGUUCAGAAGAAAGUUAAUUUUAAGACCCCUGAUUUCUAUUCUAACAAGAAGUUUCCUGGAAGGACCUUGAAAUCUCAGACAAGGCCUGGAACUCAGGUGUUCCAACGUAGGGAUUUGAAUAUUUAUGGGUCCAAUACCAACAGAGUUCUGAAUUUUAAAAAUAACAAUUUGGUGAAGACUUCCAAAGAGUGAUUUUCCAACAGAUUAAUGCAAAAAUAUUUCACCUCAGUCAUGAACAGCAGAAGGGCUACAGGAGUUGAGCUGUAUAAUGACCUCUUCCCAGACAAAUUUGAAAGCAUUAAUCCAACAAAGAGUUCCAACUUCCAGCUAACCACUGAGAAUAAUCAGAAAUUUUAUAAGAGAGGGGUCCGCAAGAAUAUUGAGUUUAAUCAAGACCUUGAUUUUCAAAGAGAUGAUAGCUCAGAAAAGGAUAUACCUAGGCUUGAGAUAAAGACAAAGGAGGAGCCUGAAAUGCCUCUUAAAGUAGUUGGAAAAGUAAUUGACCGAAAGUACAGUCCGACUACCGGAAAGAGUGCUCAUUUUUGAAGAGCCACUGCUAAAUGGAAGCAAGAGCUAGACAAGUUUAUCCCAAAGAAAAAUGAGUUGUAGUAUU
This is a messenger RNA of Moneuplotes crassus, 2575 nucleotides long. The record is from the annotation of a GenBank genome assembly. NCBI's taxonomy places the organism in Eukaryota, Ciliophora, Spirotrichea, Euplotida, Euplotidae.